Megalops cyprinoides (Indo-Pacific tarpon) is the source of this 2169-nucleotide messenger RNA. Its product is annotated as double C2-like domain-containing protein alpha. The transcript is spliced from 12 exons. NCBI's taxonomy places the organism in Eukaryota, Metazoa, Chordata, Actinopteri, Elopiformes, Megalopidae. The record is from RefSeq and is a predicted model, not a curated record. Bases 82 to 1386 code for a protein of 434 amino acids.
GAGAGACGGAGGUGCAGACCCCUUACUCUGGGAUUCACUCGUUUAUGAGGGAGUUUAACACUCACGCUAUCACAAAGCUCUAUGACGGUGCGCAAAGGAAAGAAACUGACCAUCUCCAUCCAGGAACACAUGGCCAUCGAUGUCUGUCCUGGCCCCAUCCGGCCAAUCAGACAGAUCUCUGCUUAUUUUCCACGCCUCUCCCCAACUUCUUCUACCUCUGAGCCCCUCUCCCCAAAUCCAGCUGGAUUUCCAACAGCCCUCAGUCCAGCGGGCGGGGCCUCAACGGGUAGCGGUGGCCUGUUGUCUCCUGUGUUGCCGGGAGCUACAGGGGGAGGGGGUGGUGGAGGUGGGACUCUGUCUGCGAUGAGCAGCAUGGACACGUCCAUCGAGAUCGACAGCUGUGACAGCGAUGACAGCACAUCCCUGGGCACCUUGGAGUUUGACCUUCUGUAUGAGAGGGCAACCAGUUCCUUGCACUGUACAGUGAUCAGAGCCAAGGGUCUGAAGCCAAUGGAUUUCAAUGGUUUGGCAGAUCCCUAUGUCAAACUGCACCUGCUUCCUGGAGCCUGCAAGGCGAACAAGUUGAAGACAAAGAUUGUGCGCAAUACUCUCAACCCAGUGUGGAACGAGACGCUGACCUACUGUGGCAUCACUGAGGAGGACAUGUACAGGAAGACGCUCAGGGUGUCAGUCUGUGAUGAAGACAAGCUGACCCACAAUGAGUUUAUAGGGGAGUCACGGGUUGCACUGCGUCGGGUGAAGCCAGACCAGACUAAACACUACAACAUCUGUCUUGAGCACCCACCUCCGCUACCCUCCCCUUCUGCCAUGAGUGCAGCACUCAGGGGGAUCUCCUGUUACCUGAGAGAGUGGGAGAGCGAGCAGCAGAGGAGUCUGGAGGAGAGGGGGCGCCUCCUGCUCUCCUUGCAGUUCCUGCCCCCCUCCAGCGAAGGAGAGGGAGAUGGAGACCCCAAGGAGAGGGUGCGCAGUGGACUGUGCGUGGGAGUCCGCCGCUGUGCCCACCUGGCUGCUAUGGAUGUCAAUGGCUUCUCUGACCCCUAUGUCAAAACGUACCUGAAGCCAGACCUGCACAAGAAAUCCAAGCAUAAAACAGCUGUCAUAAAAAAGACUCUCAAUCCAGAAUUUAAUGAGGAGUUCUUCUAUGAGAUCUCUUUCUCAGAGCUGUCUACUAAGACUCUUGAAGUCACUGUUUGGGACUAUGACCUUGGGAAGUCCAAUGACUUUAUUGGUGGAGUUUCUCUGGGAUGUCACUCACAGGGAGAUGCGCUGCGUCAUUGGGUGGACUGUUUGAAGAACAAAGGCAAGAAGGUGGAGCGAUGGCACACGCUGACCAAUGAGCUGCCAGGAUCUACUUACCAUGACUGAAAUGGCCAAGUCCACUGUAUUACUCUUGGCUGCAGCCAAGUUCAUGACAGGACAGGGCAUAGGUAUGAAAGAACAUGUAUUGCAAGUAGCAGUGGAAGGAUUAGAUAUACAUGUGAUUAUGGUAGAGUGCAUCCUGCCCUAUUACCAUUAUUUUAUAUUACCAUUGUUUUCAUUUACUUUCCUUUAUUUUGCCACCUUCAUCAAUUCCCUAUUCCUUUCUCUUGCAAUAAUAUGCUGACUAUUGAACAAUGCUUCCAAAUACAAUUCUAAGUGGUCUUAAAAUAACAGAUAUUAUUGUUAAAAAUGCUGCCCAUAUAUGGUAAUCUACUUAUUGAUAAUAGCAAUUAUAAAAAAUGGUUCUUCCAUGUAGGCUGUUUCUGUGUGAAAUCUGGGUAAAUAACUCUGCAUGUUAAAAUAUUGUUGCAACUGUCGUUCUGUUUCCCUGAUGCCUAUCCAUGUCUAUAGUUUUCUUUAGAGUAGGUUCUGAGUACACCCCACAAUGUCUUGCUCAUAUUUUUGGCAGCGAGCUCACCACUAUUUACUUUGAUAGCCCCUGUGUUCUUGUCAAGUCAGAUAAAUUUCUUUAGAGUUAUUGAAAAAUGAAGUGACAUCUAUGACAACCUCUCCGGUGCUGCGUACAGUGAUUUUGAUAAGUCUCCACAAAUUAGUUCCGAAAUGCUCUAAAUAGACAUGACGUUUCUGCACAAGGCAUUGUGGGAAGGCAUUCCAACCUAUUCUGGUCUGUCUACCUCCCUUAUUACCCCCUCUCCCUCUCCCUCUCCC